Molecule: messenger RNA, 3648 nt
Organism: Pangasianodon hypophthalmus (striped catfish)
Lineage: Eukaryota; Metazoa; Chordata; Actinopteri; Siluriformes; Pangasiidae
Product: zinc finger protein 883
Exons: 7
Coding region: 223-2406 (727 amino acids)
Biological process (GO): regulation of transcription by RNA polymerase II
Molecular function (GO): RNA polymerase II cis-regulatory region sequence-specific DNA binding; histone methyltransferase activity; DNA-binding transcription factor activity
Source: RefSeq, a predicted model, not a curated record
UAAGCUGAGGCUGUGGGGUCUGCAUCUGGACUGGAGUGAAGGCUUGAUGGAAAAGCUGGACAGAGGUUCAGGAAAAGAGAGUGUAAUGCUGAGUGGCAACACCACACAACAUACAGAGUGAAAUCUAGUGGAAAACCGAAAAAUUACAAGAAAGAAAAGCUGUGGCUCUAGUUCAGAUCGCGAUGGGGAGACACAUAUCUAAAGUCAAGGCAGUAAAAUACAAUGAGUUCAGCUGGAGACAGACAGCACUCUUCCAGGAAGUCUCUAGCUCCUGAUUCUGCUCAUCCACAGCUGUGUGAGGAUGUGAAAACAGAGACUUCAGAUGGAGAGACAAAGGGCAUUGUGAAGAAAGAGGAGACCCUGGAGCUGAGCAUCAGUAACCAUGGAAAUGACCUCAAUAACACACCUGAAGUUAUCUCCAUUAAAGAGGAAGAAGCUGACAAUAAAGUCUACCUCUACUGUGAACUUUGCCAGUCCUCCUUCUUUAACAAGUGUGAGGUCCACGGUCCGGCACUCUUCAUCCCUGAUACUCCUGUUCCCAUGGGGGUCCCUGAACGAGCCAGACAAACUCUUCCUCCUGGACUAGAGAUUCAGAUGUCUGAUAUUCCUGAUGCAGGUCUAGGAGUGUUUAAUAAAGGAGAGACUGUUCCAGUUGGUGCACACUAUGGACCAUACCAGGGAGAGCUGGUGGACAGAGAGGAAGCCAUGAACAGUGACUACUCUUGGGUGAUAUACAUGAGUAGGCAGUGUGAAGAAUACAUAGAUGCCAAGAGAGUGAUGCAUGCUAACUGGAUGAGGUAUGUCAAUUGUGCUCGUAAUGAUAAAGAACAGAAUCUUGUGGCAUUUCAGUAUCAAGGUGGGAUUCUGUUCCGUUGCUGUCGACCCAUUAAUCCAGGACAGGAGCUCUUGGUGUGGUAUGAAGAGGAGUAUGCCAAAGAUCUAGGCCCUACAUUUGACUUCCUGUGGAAAAAAAAGUGCUCUGCAAAUGAAGUAACUGAUGCUCCAUUGCAGAUCUCCUGCUCCUGGUGUCCACUUUGCUAUACAUCUCAAAUUUACCUUGACAUACACAUCAAACAAUGUCACUACAAGGAGUAUGUGAGACUGAAGAAAUCAGGAGAGAUUAAAUAUGAAAUUCAGAUGCCCACAAAAGGCUCCAGUUGUAAGCAAAUAUCUGAUACUCUCAGAUGUGAUACAAUGGAACUUCACCACUGUGCAGACUGUGGAAAGAAUUUUAUUAAUGAGAGUGCUCUACAACGACACCAGCGCAUUCACACAGGACAGAAGCCCUAUCGCUGCUUACAGUGUGGAAAGAGUUUUACUCAUCAGGGUAAUCUUCAACGACACCAGCGCAUCCACACAGGAGAGAAGCCGUAUCUCUGCUCACAGUGUGGUACGAGUUUUACUCAUCAGGGUAAUCUUCAACGACACCAGCGCAUCCACACAGGAGAGAAGCCACAUCACUGCUCACAGUGUGAAAAGAGUUUUAAUCGAAAGGGUAGUCUCCUACGACACCAGAGCAUUCACAAAGAGAAGAAGCCGUAUCACUGCUCACAGUGUGGAAAGAGUUUUGCACAUCAGGGUAAUCUUCAACUACACCAAAGCAUUCACACAGGUGUCAAGCCAUAUCACUGCUGUCAUUGUGGAAAGAGUUUUACUCAUCAGGGUACUCUUCAACUACACCAGCGCAUUCACACAGGAGAGAAGCCGUAUCACUGCUCACAGUGUGGAAAGAGUUUUACUCAUCAGGGUAAUCUUCAACUACACCAGCGCACUCACACAGGAGAGAAGCCGUACCACUGCUCACAGUGUGGAAAGAGUUUUACUCAUCAGGGUAAUCUUCAACUACACCAGCGCAUCCACACAGGAGAGAAGCCGUAUCACUGCUCACAGUGUGGAAAGAGUUUUAAUCAAAAGGGUCAUCUCCUACGACACCAGCGCAUUCACACAGGAGAGAAGCCGUAUCACUGCUCACAGUGUGGAAAGAAUUUUACUGACCAGAGAAACCUUCAACAACACCAGCGCAUUCACACAGGUGAGAAGCCGUAUCACUGCUCACAGUGUGGAAAGAGUUUUACUGACCAGAGUAAUCUUCAACGACACCAGAGCAUUCACACAGGAGAGAAGCCGUAUCACUGCUCACAGUGUGGAAAGAGUUUUACUCAGCAGAGUAAUCUUCAACGACACCAGAACAUUCACACAGGAGAGAAGCCGUAUCGCUGCUCACAGUGUGAAAAGAGUUUUAUUCGAAAGGGUGAUCUUCAAAAACACCAGCGCAUCCACACGGGAGAGAAACCAUAUCACUGCUCACAGUGUGGAAAGCGUUUUACUGACCAGAGUAGUCUCCGAAGACAUAAGAGCAUUCAUACAGGAAAGAAGCCUGCUUACAGCAUCACUGCUCACUGCUGAUAUAAUGAUUUAAAAUGCAGUCUUGGUACAAUAUUACACUGCCAUGAAAUUUACCCUAAUUAUAUUAGCAGACCUGCCAACCUUUAUAUUUAGGAGCUCUGCAAGUUAGCAUCGGAGUAUGCUAGUAUGAGUUAUUGUCCAAAAAUAUGCCAAAACAGCAGUCAAUUUCUCCCCAAUAAAUCGACAAAAUGAAUCUGAAAUGAUUUGUGCUCCAAUAUUAACUGACACCACUAUCUUCUGGGCUCAUGGAGCAUCAGAGUUUGCCACCAAAUGGCACCAGAAAAAAAAAAAAGUACUUUCAAUUUUAGAUAGAAACAGAAAAAAAGAUUAAAUAGCAUUAAAUGUCAUAUCUUUCCAAAUAAUGUUAAAGGUGAUGAUAAUUAUUUAUGAUGAUAAUGAUAAUUGAUAUUCUUAAUUCAGUUUGCUAACCUGGUUUAAUUCAUCAAAUCUCGCAGAUAUAUUUUAUAUAUCUGGAUGACCAGAACAGUGGGAUUUUUUUUCUCCGAUAUUUCUCUUAGAAAAAUUCCCACGCACCAUCUAGCUUUUCCCUUAUCAUACAAUGGCUACCAACUAGGGAGGGCAAAGGUUAUCACAUGCUUUUUCCUAAACAUGUAAAACUUUUUGAACUGCUGCUCCUACUGUGACAGAGCAGCAUAACACACUUGGAGGAAAGCGCUAUCUGCCCCAUUCUGUAUACAUGAGCUCAAAGAUGCCCACAAUUGACUAGUGAAAAUGUGGUCAAAAGGGGAGAGAGCAUGGUUUUUCCUCUCUUGCUCUCCCACCAUGCAUGGCUGUAAUCUCUGGAUUAUAGAGCAAACACUUUCCUGUUGUGUCACUUUGGAGCCUGAACAGUGGAAUUUAAUGGUGUGCUGAUGAAUUAUAUCUCACAGUGGGUGAUGUAUGAAGAAAACAAGAAACCUAAGACAGAACUUUGUCACAUUCCAUAAUUUACCUGCAUUUAUUUAAGCCACUGUAAAUUUUUAUUGCAAACAUUUUCUUUUGUUAUAUGCAGUGACGAUUUCUAAAAACUGUGAAGACAGAAUAGACAUUUGUAACAGUUAUGGUCUUUUAAUGUUAUGUAUUAUUUCAUGUAAUUUGGAUUAGUAAAAUGUUUUGUGUCUGUCCUUAUCUUGUUCUAAUGGUUGUACAGGCACAUUGAGAGAUUGAUAACUAAGUUUAAAUCCUUAUAUGUAUACAAGUAUGCGCAAGUGUACUUGGCCAAUAAAAAAUGUGCAUGUGCUU